GAAACGUCCUCAGAGGAAACACGAGCGGCUUAGCCCCGGACUUCCUGUUUAAUGUUCGACUGUUGACUGGUAGACAGGGAUGAGGUCCUCGGAAGAUAAUAAAACUACCCAAUGAAACCGGAAUAAAAGUUCACUCAAAAUGAGCUGGAUUCCCUUCAAGAUUGGACAACCAAAGAAGCAGAUUGUCUCUAAAACCGUUGAAAGAGACUUCGAGCGAGAAUAUGACAAGCUCCAAAAGCUGGAGGAUCAAACAAAAAAGCUUCACAAGGACAUGAAGAAAAGCACUGAGGCUGAUUUAGCCAUGUCCAAAGCAGCAGUGAAGAUCUCUGCAGACCUGCUGAGUAACCCGCUGUGUGAGCAGGACCAGGCCUUCCUGGAGUCCAUGACUGCUUUAGAUACAGCCAUGAGAAGGAUGGACUCUUUCAACCAGGAAAAGGUCAACCAGAUCCAGAAGACCGUUAUCGACCCUCUGAAAAAGUACAGCGGAGUCUUCCCUAGCCUCAACAUGGCAGUGAAACGCCGGGAACAGGCACUGCAGGACUACAAACGGUUGCAAUCCAAAGUGGAGAAGUAUGAAGAAAAAGAAAAAACCGGGCCCGUUAUGGUCAAACUACAUCAGGCCAGAGAGGAGCUCCGACCGGUCAGGGAAGACUUUGAGGCCAAGAACAAGCAGCUGCUGGACGAGAUGCCCAAAUUCUACCACAGCCGCAUCGACUACUUCCAGCCCAGCUUUGAGGCUCUCAUCAGGGCGCAGGUGGUCUAUUUCACCGAAAUGUACAAGAUCUUCAGCGAGUUAACAGACCAGAUCGACCAGGCAGGGUUGACUGAUGAGCAGAGGGAGAGGGAGACUGAGGCCAAGCUCAGCGAGUUGCGUGCUCUGUCCAUUGUCGCCGACGACUGAGGGAGGAAAUCCAAAAACCAGGAAGGGCUCCUUUCAUGCCUCUCUGAAUGGAUCACACUCUUUUCAGCUUCCUCCAUGCAGUUCAAACGGACAGCGAUGGCCUUAACCUGAUUAUCAGUUUGUUUCCUCGCGGCCUCAUCACCCCCCCCCAUUCCUCUUGCACUACACUCCCAUGUUUCAUUCUCCUUGCAAAGACUCUCUGCAACUCAAAGCAGCUGAAAUGCCACAUUAAUUAAGCCAUCAGCCAAGUGCAACAUUAUAAGCCAAUAUGUCGGGGGUUUUUUAGUAAAGGAAUCAAACAGUUCUCGUCAGAACUAAUUAACGGGGUUACACUUCUUUGUUUCAGAGAUGUCUAUAAGCAUUUAUUUCUAAAGUAGGAAAUUACCGAGUAAAUGUUUUUAUUAGUCACAUCUGCUAUGUUAUCAACAAUCUGUGAAGUAGAGUUUUUAUUUCCCAACUUUGAAAUUACAAACACUACAGACUGAAUGUUAUUUAAUGUACUGCGGGUUAUCGGCAAGAAAAUGUAUUUCUGUAUUUUGGCCUUUGCUGGUUAUCUUUAAGUUUAGCUCUGUGCCAUGUUGUGUGAGGGCUUUUUAUUGGACUUUACAGGAUGAUAAUGGUAACAUUUCCUGUGCAUAAUGUGCCUACAUUGUCCUGACUGUGGAUGUAACAUGAAAACUAACUUGUGUGAAGUGAUUGUGCCUGCCUUCGCAGCGGUCGACCACUCAGGCUGCGGAGAGAAUAAGUCCCUGUUGAAGUGGAAUCGCUGUCCAAAACAAAGACUGGUGCUCCCUCUUGUGGAAAAUACUGAUUAUGACAUAUUUCCUUUUAUUCACACUAUCCAUCAUUUGUUCUAUUGUUGUAGUUCAGUUUGUCUGUUAGCAAAGAACUGCACACAUUGUUGGCACUCUAGAGAAAGUCCUCUCUCUGUACCCUCUACACCAGGGUUGGAAGCCAAAUUUUUUUUGGCUUUCCUAAAUUUUGGACCAAAUCAUACUAAUAGUCAUUGCACUCCUUUGUUUCCACUUUUAUCAGGUACUGCCUCAGUAUGAUAACACGCUCUGGUUAAUGGGGCUUUAUGGUAAUGUACACACACUGAUUGCUCCCAUAUCAUGUUAGUGGAUUUUUUUUUUUUUUUUUUUUUUUUUGAGGUGUCACACCAAGAAGUUGACUAUUUAUUCUUUGACAGACAGGUUUUGAUUUUAGAAUUAUUGAAGCAAAUGCGUAGCCGAUUGCCUGUCUUUGUGUUCUGCAACGCAGACUGUUUGAUUUACACGUUGAUGAAGGUGUUUUUCUAAAUAAUUCAUGUUUUUAAGUUGUAUUUUUUUUAAACAAGUGAAUACUUUAACAUUAGUUUUAUUUAGGUUUCUAAAUGUAUUAAUAUCACAAUCUGUUAAACGACUCAUCAGCUGUCAUCUCAAUUUAUCAUCAAUUGUGAAAUAAAUAACUGAGAAUAGCA
Molecule: messenger RNA, 2360 nt
Organism: Siniperca chuatsi (mandarin fish)
Lineage: Eukaryota; Metazoa; Chordata; Actinopteri; Centrarchiformes; Sinipercidae
Gene: bin3
Product: bridging integrator 3
Exons: 9
Coding region: 140-901 (253 amino acids)
Biological process (GO): endocytosis; actin cortical patch localization; plasma membrane tubulation
Cellular component (GO): actin cortical patch; cytoplasm
Molecular function (GO): lipid binding; protein binding
Source: RefSeq, a predicted model, not a curated record